Drosophila ficusphila is the source of this 4497-nucleotide messenger RNA. It is a transcript of the gene Nedd4, whose product is annotated as E3 ubiquitin-protein ligase Nedd-4. Gene Ontology annotation, molecular function: protein binding; sodium channel inhibitor activity; ubiquitin protein ligase activity. The record is from RefSeq and is a predicted model, not a curated record. Gene Ontology annotation, biological process: regulation of dendrite morphogenesis; ubiquitin-dependent protein catabolic process. The coding region runs from base 345 to 3422 and encodes 1025 amino acids. The transcript has 20 exons. Lineage: Eukaryota; Metazoa; Arthropoda; Insecta; Diptera; Drosophilidae.
ACACGGUCACUCUGGCAGUUUUGUUCUUGAUUUUGUCGCCGUUUUUUAUGUGUUUCCUGUCCGGUGUUUAAAUUGUUUUGGAUUUCUCGAGCAAUAUAUAUUUAUAUUCUGCAGUAGCCGACCGAUAUCGGCGAUCAAGCCGCUGCAGCGGUUAAAGUGAUCAAUAUUUAAUAAAAUAGUGAAGUGCAUAGUUCAGUGUGUGAAAAGUACGUGAUGAUUUUCCGCAAAUAGUAGAUAAAGGCAAACCCACACGCAUACCAGUGCAAAAUAUAUACAUAAAUUGGCCGAAAUUAUAGCGCCCCGUGCGUGUGUGUGAACAAGCUUCUAAAAAAAAACAUCAAACAAUGUCGGCACGUUCCAGCGGCAUGGUGGCCGCUGCAGCUCUACCCGCUUCAUCUUCUUCCUCGGCGGCCGGUGGCGAUGUACCACGCCCACCGCCUCGCAGGCGGGCAGCUUCUGUUGCAGGACAACAGCAAACACGGCUGGAAUACGGCAACGGACACACGCCACGUCGAUCGUUGGCAGCAGUGAACGACUCUGGCGACUCGUAUCACCUGCGAAUUGUCGUGCUCAGCGGCCUGUCGCUGGCCAAAAAGGAUAUUUUCGGCGCCAGCGACCCGUAUGUCAGAAUCGAUUUGAACACAAUCAACGGUGAUAUUAAUAUUGACUCUGUUUUGACGAAGACCAAAAAGAAGACACUGAACCCAGUCUGGAACGAAGAGUUCAUAUUCAGAGUUAAACCGUCUGAGCAUAAGCUUGUGUUUCAAGUAUUUGACGAGAAUCGCCUGACACGCGACGACUUCCUGGGCAUGGUGGAGCUGACCCUGGUGAAUCUGCCCAACGAGCAGGAAGGCCGCACCAUCGGAGACCAAAGCUACACUCUGCGCCCGCGCAGGUCAGUAGGCAGCGCCAAGUCCCGCAUCAAGGGCACCCUGCGCAUCUACCACGCGUUCAUCCGGGAGACGCGGGAGCAGAGCGAGCCGUCCAGCGGCAACAGCGACGGCGAGUGGGAGCACGUGGAGGCCACGAAUGCCGGCGAGACCUCCGCCCAGCCGCAGCACUCCUUUCCCACUGGCGGACAUGAUGCCCUGCCCGCUGGCUGGGAGGAGCGCCAGGAUGCCAACGGGCGCACGUACUAUGUAAAUCACACCGCCAGGACGACCCAAUGGGAGAGGCCUACAGUUUUAACCAGCAACAGUAGCCAAUCCACUGACCAGUUGGCCUCGGAUUUCCAGAGACGAUUCCACAUCAGCGUGGACGAAACGGAGUCAGGACGCUCGGCGGACACCAUCAGUCGCAAUAGUUUAGAGGACAAUAACAAUGCUGCUGGCUUGGAAGCAACACCAACAGCAACAGCAGCGAGCACACCGACAACGAUCUCAACACCCAACACACCGACGAACAACAACAAUGGAUUCCCCAAUGGCCCAAUGGCCAUGCUAAACGGUCAAGAGGCCGCACAAACCGAUCCCACAGUGGACCACACCAGUUUCGUUUACAAUUCCCUGCGACAUCCUGUCGCCCAUAGGCAGCCCGAAAUCUCAGCGACCAGUCUGCAGAACGAUUUGCGGCCGGUGCGCGAGGCGCCCGGAUUGCCGGACUUGGCCAUGACCAACCUGUUGACGCGGCGGGCCGCGGCCAACAUGGCCGGCGCACGUGGUGCGGGACGACAGCAGCAGCGUCGGCGACAACAGAUGCAUCUGCACAUCCAGCAGCAUCAGCAGCGGCAGCAGCAACAGCAACAACAACAGCAGCAGACUAGAAUAUUGCUCGAUGCGGAUCACCGCCAGCCGGAGCUGCAACAUCGGGGGCAACAGCGGCGAUACCAGCGACAGCAAUCGCCACAUCGGCCACUGAAUGAAGACACCGAUCACACAGACAGCCACAAUCCCUCCGACAUCUCAGCUCCGUCCACACGACGCAAUUCCGAGGAAGACAACGCGGCUGUGCCUCCAAUGGAACAAAAUGCUGGAGGCGAGGAGGAGCCGCUGCCUCCGCGCUGGUCGAUGCAGGUGGCCCCCAACGGAAGGACCUUCUUCAUUGAUCACGCAUCGCGGCGGACCACUUGGAUCGAUCCGCGGAACGGUAGGGCCAGCCCAAUGCCAAAUCAGACGCGUCGCGUCGAGGACGACCUGGGUCCUCUGCCAGAGGGUUGGGAGGAGCGGGUGCACACCGAUGGACGCGUGUUCUACAUAGAUCAUAAUACGCGAACCACUCAGUGGGAGGAUCCGCGCUUGUCAAAUCCAAACAUCGCCGGACAGGCUGUGCCCUACUCCCGAGACUACAAGCAGAAAUACGAGUAUUUCAAGAGUCAUAUUAGAAAGCCUACAAAUGUACCAAAUAAAUUUGAAAUACGUAUUCGUCGUACAUCGAUUCUGGAGGAUUCGUACAGAAUUAUAAGUUCGGUGACCAAGACCGAUUUACUAAAGACUAAAUUAUGGGUAGAGUUUGAGGCCGAAACUGGCUUAGAUUAUGGUGGCCUCGCUAGGGAAUGGUUCUAUCUGCUAUCAAAAGAGAUGUUUAAUCCGUACUACGGACUCUUUGAGUACUCUGCCAUGGACAACUAUACGCUGCAGAUAAAUAAUGGCAGCGGUCUGUGCAACGAAGAGCAUCUAAGUUACUUUAAAUUUAUUGGCCGCAUUGCGGGCAUGGCUGUGUAUCAUGGAAAGCUGCUGGAUGCCUUCUUCAUUCGUCCAUUCUACAAGAUGAUGCUGCAGAAACCCAUUGACCUGAAAGACAUGGAGUCUGUAGACACGGAGUACUAUAACUCCCUGAUGUGGAUCAAGGAGAACGACCCGCGCAUCCUCGAACUGACCUUCUGCCUGGAUGAGGACGUCUUCGGUCAGAAGAGCCAGCACGAACUGAAGCCGGGCGGCGCCAACAUCGACGUGACCAACGACAACAAGGAUGAAUACAUCAAACUGGUUAUCGAAUGGCGUUUCGUGGCACGUGUCAAGGAGCAGAUGUCGUCCUUCCUGGACGGCUUCGGAUCGAUUAUCCCCCUGAACAUUAUUAAGAUUUUCGACGAGCACGAGCUGGAACUGCUGAUGUGCGGCAUACAGAACAUCGAUGUGAAGGAUUGGCGUGAGAACACUCUGUACAAGGGCGAUUACCACAUGAACCACAUAAUCAUUCAAUGGUUCUGGCGGGCGGUGCUCUCCUUCUCCAACGAGAUGCGUUCGCGUCUGCUGCAGUUUGUUACGGGCACGUCACGCGUGCCCAUGAACGGUUUCAAGGAGCUGUACGGCUCCAAUGGCCCCCAGAUGUUCACCAUCGAGAAGUGGGGCUCGCCCAAUAACUUCCCAAGGGCACACACCUGCUUCAAUCGCCUGGACCUGCCGCCCUAUGAGGGCUACCUGCAACUGAAGGACAAGCUGAUCAAGGCCAUCGAGGGCAGCCAAGGCUUCGCUGGAGUUGAUUAAUAACACCGGCAACGGGAGUGAUAGCGAGUGGCUGUGGCUGGAGGUGCAUCAGCAGUUUCAGCAGCGCCAGCAGGAGGAACAGCUACAACGAUUACACACAUCACAAGAACCGCAGGAUCAACAACAUCGACGACUUGAGCAGCAGCACCAGCAGCAGCAGCGAAAUCAGCGGCUCAACCGCAACCUCAUUGCAUCCACUUGGGAUAGCACCGCCAGCAGAUCGUGUACUUAUUUGUUCGUUUGCUUUUGUAUUAUAAUCAUUUUUGCUAGUUUAGUGUUAUUUCGUAUGUAUUUUAACUAGGCGCCAAAACUCACACACAACACACACACACACCUUACACAAGCAGAGGAGAGACGGAUCCAAAUAAAACUGCGCAUGGUGAACCACAAGAACCUAACAAAGAGUCCAAAUUAUAUAUAAAUAUAUUUAUUACAUUGCCGACAAUUGUAAAAAGUUGAAAACGUUUUACAAACUAAGUGAGAAGAGAGGAACCCAAAGCGAAGUAUUAAAUCUAUGGAGUCAAAAAUAUAUCUUCUAUGUAUAUGCAGAGAAACCUUUUUAUAAUUGUUAUUUUUAUGCGCUAUUCCUCUACAUAUGGCCACAGCAAAUACCUAAAGGCGAAAAAAAUAAAAUGAAAUGCAAGUUAAUAUUUGUAAUCUGAUGGAUGCAUAUUUUUAAACAAAUUAAAUUUUCUAUUCUGUAUAACUGUGUGUGUAUUCAUAAUAAUAAUAAUGUUAGUUCGUAAAAGUCGCUCUUUACUAUUUAAUAAAAAGACAAACAUCAAAUAUAUAUAACAAAAAACUCUGAAAACUACAACCUUAAAAAACACAAUCAAUGAUUAUUGUAUAAAUGUUAAUUAUAAACAGACACACAUUCCAAAUGUUGAUUGCGAAAGAGAAACUCUGCAGAAGGAGGCCUAUAUGAUAAUAUGAUUAUUAAACUAUCGGAAGUCUAUAAAAAUUAAAUUUUAAAGUCAAAUAAUGGUAUAAUGGUAUAUGGACUGGAACUUCUGUUUCGAAGUCAAAGGGCGACACAAAGAAAAUAAAUACCAAUAAAAAGGUUAAUUUUAAGUUA